UGGAGACUUGACUCCACUCUGCCCACAGAGGAGAGUGCUGCAACGCUAGAUGGUUCACAUACACCCACUACGAGCACUGGUUCUUAUCUCCUGGGUGUUACUCUGUAGCAUUUUGUCGUCGCUACCCUUGAACCGGAACUCCUCCAGCCGAUUGGUUACACUGCACUGCUGUUACUGUGUCUGUUUAGGAAGAUAAGUCACCAUUUCAGACUCACGCUUCACAAGGAUGUAAGGCUUCACCUGAAAACCGUCGGCUUAUUUCUCCUUUUUGUUUUUGGCCUUCAUUGAAGGAUGUCUAAUUUUAGAUAACUUUUAAUAAGUGUUUUUUGUUAUCUUAGUUUUAGAAAAAAUGACUUAGCUGUGUGAAUGAUGAUAGAGAGGGAGGGGAGAUGAGCUGCUCGGCUCCUUCGGGUCAGUCAGCCUGAGGAGAAGGGAGAAACCUUGCCGGCUUCUUUCAGAUGGCUGUGCAGUGCUCGCUGUGGCCGGAUGAGGGUGUAUCUCUGAUCGGACACUGAUUUCUUACCCCCCACCUCCCCCCCCACCCACCCCUCUUCCCCCUUGUAAUUUUUGGUUUUUUUUGUGUGUGCCGAGUGAGGCAAUCCCAUUCCCCUCGGGCUCGGUCCGAGACCUUCAUUCAGUCAAGGGGAGGAUUAAACGCCCCAUUCGGCGAGAGAGAGAGACAGGCCGGGGAAAGAUGGGGAACACCACUUCAUGCUGCGUCUCAUCCAGCCCCAAACUGCGGAGGAACCACGCUCGCCUGGAGACCUACCGCACCGACACCGACAUCAGCCGGGAAGACACGGGCUGCAACCUGCAACACAUCAGCGACCGGGAGGCGGUGGACGAUUUAAACAUGGAAUUCAACCCUUCAGACCACCCUCGUGCUAGUACCAUGUUUUUAAGCAAGUCUCAAACAGAUGUGAGAGAGAAACGGAAAAGCCUCUAUAUAAAUCAUCAUCCUCCAGGGCAGAUGAAAAGGAAAUAUAGCUCCUGCUCCACCAUAUUCCUGGAUGAUAGCACUGUCAGUCAGCCAAAUCUCAAAUAUACCAUCAAAUGUGUAGCUCUUGCAAUAUAUUACCACAUCAGGAACAGAGAUUCGGAUGGACGAAUGUUAUUAGAUAUAUUUGAUGAGAAACUCCACCCAUUGUCGAAAACAGAAAUGCCGGCAGACUAUGAUCGACAUGAUCCAGAACAGAAACAGAUUUAUCGUUUUGUUCGAACGUUAUUCAGUGCAGCUCAGCUCACCGCAGAAUGUGCUAUUGUAACUUUGGUGUAUCUUGAGCGACUUUUAACGUAUGCAGAGAUUGACAUUUGCCCGAGUAACUGGAAACGGAUUGUGUUGGGGGCCAUCCUGCUUGCAUCCAAGGUAUGGGACGAUCAAGCUGUUUGGAAUGUGGACUACUGCCAAAUCCUUAAGGAUAUCACAGUGGAAGACAUGAAUGAGCUGGAACGCCAGUUUCUGGAGCUGCUGCAGUUCAACAUCAAUGUGCCCUCCAGUGUUUACGCAAAGUAUUACUUUGAUCUACGGUCCCUGGCAGAAGCCAACAACCUGAGUUUCCCACUGGAACCACUCAGCAGGGAAAGAGCGCAGAAGCUGGAGGCACUAUCCCGACUGUGUGAGGACAAGUACAAGGACUUGAGGAAAUCUGCUCGGAAGCGCUCAGCCAGUGCAGACAAUCUGACUGUGAUCCGAUGGUCUCCGGCCAUCAUUCCUUAACACUGGGCAGCUCUGCUCGAAUACAUGCGCUAUCAUCCAUCCAGUUUUUGUCUGGGGGAAAGAAAAUAAAAGAGACUUAAUUAGACUUUGGCUAGAUGCCUUCACAGUGCCUCCAUCUUGUGUAGCACAGGAAAAUGGAAAAUCUCAUUUGAGAGAAAAAAAACUAUGAAUUUAUGAGAAAGGACUUUCAUUUCUAGCAUCUUCACUGCCUCUAAACCGCACCCCCCUCCCCUUCAAUAUGGGCUUUAACACAGGGGCCACCAUCAUUAAUGGAAAAGGGGGUCUGGAGAUGGAAAACUGAGGAGGAAAAACGUCAUUCUUUACAGUUGGCCUGUUUACAGGAAAGAUAUUGAGAGAUGUGGAUAAGUAAGAGGUCUGCUUUCAACACACAGCUGAAGCAGUUUUUUGAGCACUGGUGUUUUAUCUUAAUUUAUUUUUAGCCUGGUAAAUUCAUGGUUGAUACUUUCAUGGGUGUGUAAAAGAUGAACCACUCAUGUGAAAUGCCACGAUAGUCAACAGUGAUCUGCUGUGUUUCAGAAACCAUUUUAAAGAUGUGCUUAACAUUUGAUUAAUUGCACCUAUUCUGCACCACCCUAUCCCAUAAAGGCAGUAUCUCCCCAGUGGAAGCAAAUCCAACGCGUCUUUUCAGUCCUGUGAAAAGUCAUCAAAAUAUGUACACUGCUCUAGUGCAAUUGUUUCCAUGUACUAAAUCAAAACACAUUACAGUGGGCACUUCCGUCAGAAUCACUUGAUAUAUUCCACAAGACAACACAUAUCGAUAUUUUUAUCUCAGUUUGAUAUCUUUUUGACGCUCUUGGAGCAGAGCUCAGUUCACGUUGCAGAGACAUGAGCACAAGAUUUCACGUAGAUCUUUAUUGGAAUAGCCACUGCUCCUUUAAUAUUACCAUUUUAAUUGAUAUACUUGAAGGUAUAUUUCACAUUGAUAAUUUCCAAAUGUAUAGUUCAUAUGUUAGCAUUCAUGUCUUCACUAUUUUAAUCCAGAAAACAUUCACCUUCCUAUUAUCUUGAUUUUAUUAUUUCCUUUUGCCUUUUCUAUAAUUUUCAAUGCUGUUACAUUACAUGUCGAACCAGUUUGACAUGGAUUUUCCACUCACAGGAAUGAGGAAUUAAGUAGAUCAGAUGCACUCUUUGUAAAGGCUCAAUUUCAUGAACUCAACAGUGCCCUCUUCUGAUAUUUUGUGGAAAUUAUAUAGAAUUCCAUACUGUGAGUCUCUCAGUCUAUCUCAUUCAAAUUCUAGUCUAGUCACUCAAAUUCUAGUUCUAUCACACUGCUGUGUUAUUAGCAUGCAAUUUUUACUGAAAGUGGAUCUAAAAAUCAUGCUGUUCAUAAAACAGUUGCAGGCUGGGACUCUAAUUGAAACUGAAGCACAGAUAAAACUGCACAUAGCUUUACAUGGAGAGUUUUGGCUCCAUAUAAUAGGUAAAACAUCUACUUGAUUUUAAUCCAUUGAAAACACAGUAUGUCCCCUUGAAGGAAAUCAAAGGUUUCUAAGAACAGGGCAAAUUAAUACCAACGUGUUUGUUAUCAAGUGAUUCAGGCAUUAUGCUCAUUGAUUUAAAUUCCAAUUUGCUCAUCUGAAACAAAGCUGUUGUGAACUGUCUGUGGGCAAAUUCCAUUAAAUGAUAAAUUGUUCAAUUUCACUGCUCCAUUGGCUCAGAGGGUAACUGCACUGCACUGUGUGCUGAGCCAUACAGAUCAGGGAUGGUGGGAUUUAUGAUCUUUGCCAAGUUAGCGGAUCUCUUUGGUCAUUUGGGUGCUUCAGUUGGCUUCAGCAUCCUGUAUAAAAAAAAAUUAAAGCAGGCAUGCUUCCCACAACUGCUAUGGGCACCCUGUGGGUGCCAAUUGGACACCGGAUUGGGCUUGGUUCUGAUGCUCUACUUUGAAUGCCCAAUCUUGUGCGUGAAGAAUAACGAUUGGAAUGAGGUGCCGAAAAGCAGCUGGGGCAUCUGUGGAACCUGGCAAAAGUCGAUGCCUUUGGAAGAAAAGAAGAGCAAAAAUUAGGAUCAACAAAAUAGUUGUGUAAUUAUUAAAUCUAUUCAUAUAACUCAAAACCAAUUUUGACCAAAACCUUAACCUUAGUAAUUUAAUCACUGAUUUAAUUUUUUUGAUACACAGUUUUCAAAGUAUUUUAGAGAGAAGAAUCAUCAUGUUAACAUAACUGCGAGUGAAUUUUAAUGAGAAGAACAUUGAUGAACUCUGUAAUUAUCCAAUUAUAAGUGUACUUUUGUGAAAUUUAUUAAACUUGUUAAAGAUUGUAUAACCUAUUUAUUGUAUGUAUGUACAUACAGUCUGAUGCUUACUUAAAAUGUAAAGUGGUCUCAGUAGAAUCUGGCUCAGUCUAGUUUAGACUGGUGAUUCUUGUCUUAGCCAUGUGCACUGGACUCUACCUCUGUAUAGAGAGUUUUCCCUUGAUCCUUGGUUAGUUGGAAUAUAAAAGCUUUUUUGUGACAAACUGAUUAUGUACUUUAAUUAUGUUUCUUGUGCUGAGAAAACCUACUGUAGCUAUUUUCAGUUUGACUUUUAAUGUGUAAAACCCAGAAAAUGGCUGACAUUGAGCAUUUUAUGUUUCUUUGUGUUAAUGCAACAACGCUUUUUAUCUCCCUUUUGUUGGUCAACUUUGCCAAAUACAAAAGAGUGUCUAUGGAUAAACUGCACAAUACCAACAGAUGUCCUGGACUGUAUCUCAUUCUUAAGCAUACAGUAACCUGCCAAAGGGCUGCACCCUGGUUAGAAUUUUGGGUAAACUCUGAUGAUUUCCCAUUGCUUCCCAUUACUGUGACAGUGAAUGACUAUUUUAAUAAAGUUAGGUGCCAAUUUGGUU
Pristis pectinata (smalltooth sawfish) is the source of this 4560-nucleotide messenger RNA. It is a transcript of the gene ccny, whose product is annotated as cyclin Y. The transcript is spliced from 10 exons. Lineage: Eukaryota; Metazoa; Chordata; Chondrichthyes; Rhinopristiformes; Pristidae. Gene Ontology annotation, biological process: regulation of canonical Wnt signaling pathway; regulation of cyclin-dependent protein serine/threonine kinase activity. Bases 695 to 1717 code for a protein of 340 amino acids. Gene Ontology annotation, molecular function: protein kinase binding; cyclin-dependent protein serine/threonine kinase activator activity. The record is from RefSeq and is a predicted model, not a curated record. Gene Ontology annotation, cellular component: cytoplasmic cyclin-dependent protein kinase holoenzyme complex; plasma membrane.